GGAAUGCGCCAAUCCUCAGCCGAGAUCGGUCGAUUUGGUUUCUUGCUCCGAAAUCCGUCUGCCUGCUUAGACGACGAAAAGCAUUUUUUUUAUGGGUAAGCUCUUAUGUUGAUCAACAACAAGAUACCGAUUCUCCCCUUGUUUGAGAGAGUGGGUUUGUAGUUGUCGCAGCAAGUUUUGGUGACGAUCUGGAUAACAGUUCAAGCAGAACGACGGUGUACUCUCCAACGGUGCUGAUAUUCUGUCGAACAAGAUAUUCGCAACAAGACACGCCUCCAUUUGCAAUGGCUCGAGCAGUCGGUAUUUCUGUCUCUGGGAGUUCAUCCGUCAAAGCGUCAGGGGGUAGUAGUGGUGGAAGGGAAGGCCCCAAACAUUCCAGUUCGUGGACGUACACACAGAUUUUGACAUCCUUGCUAGGUACUUCGGUCCUACUCAUUUCGUUGUUUAAUAUUUACCAGGUCCAUCGCAGUAGCGAUGCGCUCCUGCAGAGCAAGGCCGACCAAUCUGUCAACAAUGUUUUGAAAGACUUUAUGGAAAUGAAGCCAUCGAAUCCCAACCCCUUCACUUCCGACAGAGACGAAAAAGGUACCGUCCAUCAAGUAAGCGUGGCGCAGUAUGAUCGAAUGCAUGAAGCAGACGAAGGAGAGCCCAUCGAAAGAGACUAUUCCGGGGCUGAAGAAAGCGACCGAUCCACUCUUGCGGGGCUGUCUUGUGCCGACCACGGCGGUCCAUUGGACGAAUUCGCUCGUGAAAUGGUGUACUGGCAAGAUAUUUCCAGCGAUUCGCAGUACACGAGUCCGUUUCGCAGUAAAAGUGGACAACCCCGCCGGUACAUGACUUUCGAACCAGACGGUGGCGGUUGGAACAACAUUCGUAUGGCCAUGGAGACAGUUUUGGGUUUGGGAAUUGCGAUGGGUCGAACCGUGGUUCUUCCUCCCGAGCAGCGUAUGUACUUGCUCGCCAAGGAUCGCGGUCGACAAAAAACUGACUUUGGUUUCGCCGACUUCUUUCCCAUGCACGAGCUUGCGACCGAAAACGCUGGUUUGGAAAUGAUCACAAUGCAGGAAUUUUUACAAGCCGAAGCUAUGACGGGUAAUUUGCGUGACAAGCAUACCGGACAGAUUUCCUUUCCACCGGAAAACCGUACGGAUUGGGAUGGGCAAGAUGUCAAGCCGCUGAAAGAAUGGCUCCACAAUGUCACACAUACACCCUUUUGGGCACCAGAAAAAUGCAUGGCGGCAUUUCCCGCGUCGGGCAACCACAAAGAUGUCGAGGUAUUAAAGUCGAUGCUCGAGCAGAUUCAAAAGGAUGGCGGGCCUUUACAAGAGCACGUACUGGAAAAUCCAACCCCAGUAGACGCGACACCAAUCGAGCGCAUGCGAGAAAACCUUGCCCGGCGAAAAGAGCUUUGUGUAUAUGACGAAACCAUGCAAAAGGAACCUGUCGUUCAUUUCAUGUGCAACCAUAGACUCAGGGUACGCAUGCUGGUCCACUUCUACGCGUUUUUGUUCUUUGAAGAUUGGCGGGAAGACUUGUGGAUGAAGCGCUUCAUGCGCGAUCAUAUGAGAUAUAUCGACGCUAUUCAAUGUCCUGCGGCUCGCAUCGUGCACGCACUGAGAGAGUACGCCCGGCAAAAAGAUCCUGUAAACAACCCCCGCGGGGACUUCGAUACCUUUCAUGUAAGACGUGGCGACUUUCAGUUCAAGCGCACGCGAAUCUCGGCUGAAGACAUUCUCAGCAACACAAGAGACGAGCUGACGGAGGGUGCCGUAAUAUACAUUGCUACAGAUGAACGCGACAAGGCGUUUUUCGAUCCCUUGAAACAAUUCUACGAUGUUAAGUUCAUGGAUGAUUUUAAAAAUGAAUUGGCGAAUGUGAAUACGAACUACUAUGGCAUGAUUGAUCAGCUCGUUGCAUCACGGGGUCAAAAGUUUUUUGGAUGUUGGCACUCCACGUUCACUGGCUUUAUUGCCCGAAUAAGAGGCUAUCACUCGGUCAAGGACAACCUGGCGGGUUUCGAAAAAGGGACUCUCCCGACAACAUUUUACUACGCAACUCUAGCAAACAAAUAUGUAAUGCACGAAUAUGCUCCUUUGCAUGGCGCUUUUUUCAAUCGCGAGUUUCCGAUUAGUUGGAGAGAUAUCGACAAAAGUGUAGGAAACCUGCCAAUUUCUGAUGCAUAG
Molecule: messenger RNA, 2183 nt
Organism: Phaeodactylum tricornutum CCAP 1055/1
Lineage: Eukaryota; Bacillariophyta; Bacillariophyceae; Surirellales; Neidiaceae
Exons: 4
Coding region: 285-2183 (632 amino acids)
Source: RefSeq, a predicted model, not a curated record